CAUACCCCCUCUCCCAUUUGCACUGAAGCAGCAGCCAGCAGGUAUUGCCGGCCAUCACUUGUCUGAUUGUCUCCCUCGUCUCUGUAACACAUGACGUCAAAUGAACUAAAACUCUGUCAUCGUUGCUUGUACGCCAAGGCCCAAAGCAACUCUCCUAAUCGAGUAAAAAUCUUCAGUCUCUUGGCUCAUCCGUAGCAAGAAGCUAUUGUCAGCUCAUGCUUUUCAGGAAACGCCCGGCCCACCGUAUCUCAUCAAGAAAUCAAGUGCCCGAUGGACUGGUCAGCGGCGGUCCUCCUCGUCCUUGUCCUGCUGCCGCCGCCGCCAUGCGCACCGGACGACCGGCUGGUCGUCGGCAAGACGCUCUCCCCCGGCGCCACCAUAGUGUCCGACGGCGGCGGCUUCGCCUUGGGCUUCUUCUCACCCGCCAACUCCACCUCCAGUCCAGCCAACAAGCUCUACCUCGGCAUAUGGUACGCUGACGUCCCGACGCUCACCGUGGUGUGGGUCGCCAACAGAGGAACCCCGGCCACGAACACCACCUCCUCCACGGCGCCGACGCUGUCCCUGACCAACACGUCCAACCUCGUCCUGUCCGACGCCAGCGGCGUUGUUCUCUGGACGACCGACGUCACCGGCUACUCCCCGGCCGCCGCGGUGCUUCUCGACACCGGCAACCUCGUCAUCCGGUCCCCGAACGGCACCGCCCUGUGGCAGAGCUUCGAGCACCCCGCCGAUUCGUUCCUCCCCGGCAUGAGGAUCGGGAUCGCGUACGGCGCUCGCGCCGGCGAGCGCCUGGUGUCGUGGAAGGCCCCCGGCGACCCCUCGCCGGGGCGCUUCGCCUACGGCGUCGACCCGGACACGGCCCUGCAGCUCUUCCUCUGGAACGGGACGCGCCCGCUGAUGCGCGACGGCCCCUGGACGGGCUACUCGGUCGCCAGCAGGUACCAGGCCAACGCCAGCGUCUUCGUCUACCAGGCCAUCGUCAGCACCGACCAGGAGAUCUACCUGACCUACAGCCUCUCCGACGCCGCCGCGCGCGCGAGGCUCGUCGUGACGGCCUCCGGCCACUACCAGCUCCAGGGCUGGAACGCCAACUCGUCGGCGUGGGCGGUCCUCGGCGACUGGCCGACCUGGGAGUGCAACCGCUACGGCCACUGCGGCCCGAACGGGUACUGCGACAACACCGUGGACGCGCCGACGUGCAGGUGCCUCGACGGGUUCGAGCCCGCCGACGCCGAGGCGUGGGCCGGCGGCGCCUUCUCGCGGGGGUGCCGGCGGAAGGAGGCGCUGCGGUGCGCCGACGGCUUCUUGCCCCUGCCGGGGAUGAAGUCGCCGGACAAGUUCGUGCGCGUUGCGAAUCGAACCCUCGAGGAGUGCGCGGCGGAGUGCAGCAGCAACUGUUCCUGCGUGGCGUACGCCUACGCCAACCUGAGCACCACCAGGACGGCGGGGGACGCGACGAGGUGCCUGGUGUGGGCCGGCGACCUGAUCGACACCGAGAAGAUUAUUGGUGGCGGGGUCGGCAGCGACACGCUGCACCUCCGGCUUGCAGGCUCGGAUGCAGCCGUGCAAGGUGUCAGAGGAAAGAGCAAUGCACUGAGGAUUGCUCUGCCUACAGUUUUGACAAGUGCCAUUCUGAUAAUCACAGGAAUUUUCCUUGCCUGGUUUAAAUUCAAUGGUAAAAGAAGAGACAACAAAAAAGGUAACACCAAGAUAAGUCUGGUCUCUACCAGUACGUCUGACGAACUCCCUGAAGGAAGCCCUGCCCAAGACUUCGAACUUCCCUUCAUCAAAUUUGAGGACAUUGAGGCUGCAACACACAAUUUCUCAGAAGCGUAUAAGAUUGGACAAGGAGGCUUUGGCAAAGUUUAUAAGGCAAUUCUAGGUGGUCAGGAAGUUGCUAUCAAAAGGCUAAGUAAGGAUUCAGAGCAAGGAACUGAGGAAUUCAGGAAUGAAGUUAUUCUAAUUGCCAAAUUGCAACAUAGAAAUUUGGUUCGACUACUUGGGUGUAGUGUUGAGGGUGCUGAAAAGAUCCUGAUAUAUGAGUAUUUGCCUAAUAGAAGCUUAGAUGCUAUCCUUUUCGAUAGCUCAAGAAAAAUGUCGUUAGAUUGGCCAACGCGAUUUAACAUAAUAAAGGGAGUUGCAAGAGGACUUCUUUACCUCCACCAAGAUUCAAGACUGACCAUAGUUCAUAGAGACCUCAAAGCUGCCAAUGUAUUGCUAGAUGCAGAGAUGAAACCUAAGAUAGCAGACUUUGGCAUGGCAAGGAUCUUCAAUGAUAACCAGAAAAACGCAAACACACGGCGAGUCGUCGGAACAUAUGGGUACAUGGCUCCUGAAUACGCAAUGGAAGGAGUCUUCUCCAUGAAGUCUGAUGUCUAUAGCUUUGGUGUCCUAAUUUUGGAGCUCGUAACUGGUAUAAGGAGAAGCAGUUUGAACAAAAUCAAGGGUUUUCCAAACCUUACGAUCUACGCAUGGAAUAUGUGGAAAGAUGGGAAGGGGAAAGACUUGGCUGACCCAUCUAUUAUGGAUACUUGUUCGCUAGAUGAAGUUUUGCUUUGCAGUCAUAUGGCACUCUUGUGUGCCCAGGAAAACCCAGAUGAUAGGCCACUUAUGUCGUCGGUUGUGCUCGCCUUGGAGAACGGAAGCGCCACACUGCCAACUCCUAAUAACCCUGGGCACUAUGGACAGGGGAGUAGUGAUAAGGAGCAAAUAAGAGACAGGACUGACGCUUCCAUGAAUUCCCUUACUCUCACGAAUAUAGAGGGACGAUAACCUUCCACCUCUUCUUUUACGUAGUAUACGCAGUGUCAGAAUUUUGGCUCAACAAAGGUCCCUUCAUCGAUCUCCAGGUCAUUUCCUUA
Molecule: messenger RNA, 2864 nt
Organism: Panicum hallii
Lineage: Eukaryota; Viridiplantae; Streptophyta; Magnoliopsida; Poales; Poaceae
Product: putative G-type lectin S-receptor-like serine/threonine-protein kinase At1g61610
Exons: 7
Coding region: 271-2775 (834 amino acids)
Biological process (GO): recognition of pollen; protein phosphorylation
Molecular function (GO): protein serine/threonine kinase activity; ATP binding
Source: RefSeq, a predicted model, not a curated record